Messenger RNA from Prorocentrum cordatum, 1583 nucleotides. Lineage: Eukaryota; Dinophyceae; Prorocentrales; Prorocentraceae. The record is from the annotation of a GenBank genome assembly.
GUGGUGAUCGUGGACGAGGGGCACCAGAUCAAGAAUCCGUCGUGCCAGGUGGGCAAGGCGUUGAGGAAGCUCGAGACGCGGUCGCGGCUGCUGCUGACUGGCACCCCGCUGCAGAACAAGCUGCUGGACCUGUGGGCGCUAAUGGACUUCGUGCAGCCCUCGCUGCUGGGCAACGCCACGACCUUCGAGAAGAACUUCUCAGACGCGAUAUCCAAGGGGUCGAAGCGCAACUCCACGCGUUUCGAGGUGGAGCUGAAAGACCGGCUCGCGCGCGAGCUCAAGGUGCUGACCAGCCCGCACUUCCUGCGCCGCCUGAAGAGCGAGGUCACGUCCACGGCGACGGUGCCGCAGGCGCCCGAGCAGCCGGCCACCUCGCCGCAGGGACUGCCCGCCAAGACCGACGUCGUGCUCUGGCUGAAGCUCACCCAGGCACAGGAGGAGCUCUACAACCUGUUCCUGAAGACGGACCUCGUGCGCGCCGCGUCUGGCUCGGGCAAGUGCGGGAUGGAGACGUUGAGGGCCAUCGCGCUGCUGAAGAAGCUGUGCAGCCACCCGAUGUUGUGCUUACCCCCGAACGAGUUCCUUGACUGGAAGAGCAAGGUCGUCGGCGGCGGCGCCGCGGCGAGCCAGGCGUCGCAGCCCGCCGCGGCGGCGGGCCAGGCCGCCUCGCAGGGGGCGACCGAGGGGGACGAGGAGGCCACGCAGCCGGCGGCGGAGUGCCAGCACGUGAUGCCGCGGCUGAGGUCCCUGGUGCCCAACUCUGUCCAAGGGGCGGCCCUCCUCUCCUGCAAGCUGCGGGUGCUGUCGACGCUGCUGCCGCAGCUGCAGAAGCGCGGGCACCGCUGCCUCAUCUUCUCCCAGAGCACGCGGGUGCUGGACCUCAUACAGUGCUGCGUCCUGCGCACGCUGGGGCUCAAGUUCUUGCGCAUCGACGGCACCGUCGAGGCGAAAGACCGCGACCUGAAGCUCGCGAAGUUCCAGCAGCCGGACUCGCGCUAUUUCUGCAUGUGCCUGAGCGUGCAGACGGGUGGCACGGGCCUCACGAUCACAGGCGCCGACCGCGUCAUCCUGGUGGACCCGGCGUGGAACCCCUCCGCCGACGCCCAGGCGAUCGACCGCGUGCACCGCAUCGGGCAGCAGAAGGACGUGGUGAUCUACCGCCUCAUCGCCGCCGGCGCCAUCGAGGACAAGAUGUUCCGGCUGCAGGUGUUCAAACGCGGGGUGUCGAAGAGCUACCUCGAGCAAGAGCAGCAGCUCCGCUUUUUCUCGCACAAGGAGCUAAAACAGCUCUUCGAGCCGCCCAGCGAGGCCUCGUCCACGCAGUCCCUGAUGGCGGAGCAGAUCGGCACCGAGGCACUCGAGCACGCGGAGCUGCUCAGCGUGGUGGCCUCGGACAUCGGCAACACCGACGACGAGGACGCCCUGGCCUUCUGGCAGAGCUCCGACGUCCUGGGCUUCUCGGACUACCAGCGGCUGUUCAUGUUCCUGGAGCAGGCCCGCGAGGGAGAGGAGGACGCCGUGCAGCAGGCGAAGGAGAUGGCGGCGAGGCUCAAGAGCGAGGAGUACAUCAAGGACCAGGCGAG